Chinchilla lanigera (long-tailed chinchilla) is the source of this 1366-nucleotide messenger RNA. RefSeq names its product NADH dehydrogenase (ubiquinone) 1 alpha subcomplex, 9, 39kDa (gene Ndufa9). The coding region runs from base 59 to 1192 and encodes 377 amino acids. The transcript has 11 exons. Gene Ontology annotation, molecular function: protein-containing complex binding. NCBI's taxonomy places the organism in Eukaryota, Metazoa, Chordata, Mammalia, Rodentia, Chinchillidae. The record is from RefSeq and is a predicted model, not a curated record. Gene Ontology annotation, cellular component: mitochondrion.
GCUCAAAUGAGUAGCCGUAGUCGGCCGGAAUGUGAGCCGAGGAGGAUUAUGGGAAAAGAUGGCGGCCGUCUCUAAUCCCUGGCUUGUUCGGGCUUUGCCAAUGUCACGUUCUGCUAUUACUGCAGUAGCCACAUCUGCAUUUCAUGGCAUUCCUUACCGCCAGCUCCAUCACGCAGUCAUCCCUCAUGGCAAAGGUGGGCGUUCCUCUGUCAGUGGAGUUGUGGCCACUGUGUUUGGAGCAACAGGAUUCCUGGGACGAUAUGUUGUCAACCACCUUGGACGGAUGGGAUCACAGGUGAUCCUGCCUUAUCGAUGUGAUACUUAUGACACCAUGCAUCUUCGACCCAUGGGUGACCUGGGCCAGAUUAUCUUUCUGGAAUGGGAUGUGAGAGACAAAGAGUCUAUCCGAAGAGCCGUGCAGCACAGCAAUGUGGUCAUCAACCUUGUCGGACGAGACUGGGAAACCACAAACUUUGAUUUUGAGGAUGUUUUUGUGAAGAUUCCCCGAGCAAUAGCUCAAGCAUCCAAGGAAGCUGGAGUUGAAAAACUAAUUCAUAUUUCUCAUCUGAAUGCUGACAUUAAAAGCUCUUCUAGAUACCUGAGAAAUAAGGCUGUUGGAGAGAAAGAAGUGAGAGACGCAUUUCCAGAAGCCACUAUCAUAAAACCGUCAGACAUCUUUGGAAGAGAGGAUAGAUUCCUCAAUCAUAUUGCAAGUACUCGUUGGUUUAUUGGUGUGCCUCUUGUUUCCUUGGGCAUGAAGACAGUAAAGCAACCGGUGUAUGUUGUUGAUGUGGCUAAAGGAAUUAUUAAUGCAGUUAAAGAUCCAGAUGCCAAAGGAAAAACCUUCACUUGUGUUGGGCCUAAUCGGUACCUCCUCUUUGACCUUGUGCAGUACAUCUUUGCUGUAGCUUAUAGACCCUUUCUCCCAUACCCCAUACCCCAUUUUGCCUAUCGAUGGGUGGCAAGGCUCUUCGAGAUGAGCCCAUUUGAGCCCUGGACAACGAGGGAUAAAGUAGAGCAGAUUCACAUCACAGAUAAGAUACUGCCUCACCUGCCCGGCCUAGAAGAUCUUGAUGUUCAGCCGACGCCGCUGGAGCUCAAGGCCAUCGAAGUGCUGCGGCGCCAUCGCACUUACCGCUGGCUGUCAGCUGAAAUUGAGACUGUGAAGCCCGCCAAGACGGUCAACUUUUAGUGGCCUUGAGCAGCCCUUGGUUUUGGUGUCACUCAAGUCACCUGGCUCUCAAGAGCCUGUGUUCUUUAGAGGGUCCUGUACCGAGUGCUAAGACCCCUCUAUUAAAACAUCUGUGUUUAGAUAGCAGCGUUCUCUUUCUCGAUUUGUAAAAUAAAAAAUCCCAGCCAUUUAGAA